This is a messenger RNA of Gamsiella multidivaricata, 2036 nucleotides long. RefSeq lists its product as uncharacterized. Gene Ontology annotation, molecular function: protein binding. Gene Ontology annotation, biological process: SCF-dependent proteasomal ubiquitin-dependent protein catabolic process. Lineage: Eukaryota; Fungi; Mortierellomycota; Mortierellomycetes; Mortierellales; Mortierellaceae. The record is from RefSeq and is a predicted model, not a curated record. The coding region runs from base 57 to 1883 and encodes 608 amino acids. The transcript has a single exon. Gene Ontology annotation, cellular component: SCF ubiquitin ligase complex.
CCCUUUUCUUCCCUCCAUUUCUCUUGUCUGCCUCUCUCCUCCCCUUCCUGUCAGCCAUGCCCAAGGCCAACAAAACCGCAUCAAAUCCUGCCCCAGGAGCCUUUCGCCGAAGUCUGCGGCCCAGAACAUCCGAUAACUACGUUGUCAACAUCGACGCACCAAGGAUCUCCCAGGAUACCUUCUUCUCCAUCCCUGAACUUCUACACCUCCUCGCCGAAUAUCUCACACAGAAUGAUCUAAAGGCCGCCAUCCGCGUCAGCCGUGUCUGGAAUACCAUUUGGGUUCCCUAUCUCUAUGAAACGCUAUUCUUCCGCAAGUAUCGGCGGACCCGCAACUACCCCAAGAUGCAUUCAUAUGGUCAUCAUGUCAAGAGUCUCGAGCUCAUAUCCGUAAAAUGGAACAAUCUCGAUUUCCUUCUCAACUUUACCGCCAGCCUACACUCGCUCUUCCUCCGCAACACAAAAUUGAGCACUUUGCAGCUUCAGGAUCUCGCUGAGAUAGCACCACAGCUUCGAGUUCUACAUAUCACCUUGGGGCAACGCUCGCCAAAGCCAUUGGAGUGCCAGAUGACUCCUGUGUCUGCAUUCAAGCACCUGGAGGACUUUUACUGGAGUGCCCUGACAGAUGUCCGCAUCGACGAUAUCCUUUUCGUGCUUAAAUCGUGUUCUCAUCUCAAGUCACUGGCCUUGACAAUCAACACACUGGUCGAGGAACUUGACGAGGCCAAAGUUGAGGAGAUUGACGGCUUCAAAAACAGCAGCUUGAUCGUCGAUGUUGUGCCAGAGUUGGUCAAAGUGGACGAUGCCGGCUGGGCAAGCACGUCACUCCGAGCGUUGAGCUGGGGCAAUGUGAUGUUGGGACCACGACAAUCCUGCUUGGACGACUCGAAACAACCACACCCUUGCAUCCGCCGCCUCUUUCUGCACACACCAAAUCUCAGAAAGGUCAAAAUCAGUGGCAAGAACAACAUCGGUGCUCAGGACUGGGACUGCAUGUUCGAGAAUCAAGCUAGCAUCCAAGAGAUCGAGCUUGCGUUGCGUUUCUUAGUAUUCGAAGGCGGUUCUCGAGUCGGCGAUUCGGGGUUCUUGAAUGCCGUGUCAAAAUCAUGCCCAAACCUCAAAAAGUUUACUGCCAAGCAUAUAUCACCUACAACGGACGAGGCAUUUGCGGGAGUGAUGCGGGUCAACCACGGGCUUCAAAAGGUCAGCGUCAAAUGUACGGAAUUCGCAGACUUGGCCCUCCAUCAAUUGGCACGCCUUCCUCAAAUACUCACUUCAGCAGGGGCUUCGCAUAGCCUUGUUGAACUCGAUGUGGAGGGAUGUCUUCAGAUCACCAGCCGUAGUGCCAUCGAGAUAUUCGAGAACUGUCCUCUCCUGCGCAAUUUGAACUUGUUGGGUACUCGAGCCGGUACAAUCGAACUAUUCAAGGGAUGCAAGUCCUGGCCUUGUGCCAAGGUGUUGGAGAGGCUACGCAUGGAUAUACAACCACUCGACUAUCAACCCCGGCCGCGCAAUGCAGGUUGGAUGUUACCUGGACAAGUAGAGGUGCCUUCUCUUAAUCCAUACGCGCCUGUGGAGCAGGAGUUGAUCAGGGAACGGCUGUACUCGCUCACUUCCCUCCUCGGUCUCGAACUCAAGGGUGACGCGAUGACAUAUGAAAUCUUGGAGGACUUUUCGUUUGCGCCGAAACUUCAAAAGGCUAUUCUGUGUGUUCCGUAUAAGUCAAAUGACUAUAGAAUGAAUCGAGAAGCGAGAGAAAUGGCCCUGGAGCGUGGCAAGGCAUUGUUCCCGAACUGGAUUGUGUGGGGUGGGGUCAGCUAUGCCUCCUCGCGACUUACCAGUAUGAUCACUGCCAAUGUCAGUAGGGACACAUUUGUAUUCUAAGUAUGAUAUAAUUAAUUAAAAAGCAAGCUUGUUUAUAAUAAACUAUUUGUAUAGUACAGCGCGGACUAAAACCAUGGACGAUACGAUGUUGGCGCAAUUCAAGAGUCCGAAUCAAGGAUCGCUUUCGUUCGCGAUGGUCAAUGUGCACAUCGC